AUCUAUCAUCAUCAUCAUCCACAUACAAAACAAACAGGAAGUUGGAAGAAGUGGGAAAGGGACAAGCUUGAUGAAGUCUCUCGCCCUGUGAAUACAUUGGAGUGCCGAAAAUAUUAUUUUUGGGAAAUCCCUUCAGCUAUCUAGCUAGCUAAUUAUCUCGGAUAAGUUCUAGGAGUGACCAUUCAAGCGGUACUUCUGCAUCCAGAGCAAGAGACUGGGGUGUAGGACAUGGCAAGUAGGGGUGGUGCAACACGACCCAAUGGGCCGAACACAGGCAACAAGAUCUCCCAGUUCAAAUUAGUGCUCUUAGGGGAGUCCGCUGUGGGAAAGUCCAGUCUUGUACUUCGCUUCGUCAAGGGUCAGUUUCAUGAAUUCCAAGAGAGCACAAUCGGAGCUGCCUUCCUGACUCAGACAGUAUGUUUGGAUGACACAACAGUCAAGUUUGAGAUAUGGGACACAGCUGGUCAGGAGCGCUACCACAGCCUGGCACCCAUGUACUACAGAGGUGCCCAGGCCGCCAUCGUGGUCUACGACAUCACUAACGAAGAGUCCUUUGCACGAGCAAAGAACUGGGUUAAGGAGCUUCAGAGACAAGCCAGUCCAAAUAUUGUAAUAGCGUUGGCUGGGAACAAGGCUGACCUUGCAAACAAAAGAGCGUUGGAUUUCCAGGAUGCCCAGUCAUACGCAGAUGAUAACAGUUUACUGUUUAUGGAAACAUCAGCAAAGACCUCUAUGAACGUUAAUGAGAUAUUCAUGGCUAUUGCAAAGAAAUUACCCAAGAACGAGCCUCAAGCUGCCGGAGCGAACAGUGGGCGGAACCGGGGAGUGGAUCUUACGGAGACAGCUCAGCCGGCCAGCCGCUCCUGCUGCGGUACCUAAACCUGCCCCCCACUCCUAACUCUGAAUAACAUCUGGACAUGGGAUUCCCCUUCCUGACAUCAGACCUUCCACCUCUUGUCCUUUCUCCCCGGAAUAGCUAAAGACUCUGUAUAGCUGCAUUUCUAAUACCUUUUUUGGUUUUACUUUCAUUUAAAAAAAGUGUAUUUCAGUAUAAUGUAUGCAUGUGUCACUACAAGGCCUAAAACAUUUUUGUUGUUGUACUUAAUUCAGUUGGAAGACUAACCCCUAUGAGAGAGAGAAAGCAGUGUGCGUGCGUGUGCGUGUGUGUGUGUGUGUGUGACUGAUUCCCUGAAGAGAAAGUGUAACCUAGGUCAUAGGGUUAGUGGACUGGGGGUGAAGUAAGUUGUCUUUAAUUUGCUGCCCAUACAUUUGUUGUGAGUUGUGUCCUUCCAACCAAAACAAACCAAAUUCCCCCAUUGUGAAAUGCCGGGAGGCUAUGACUGUUUGUACUGAGUAUAACAUUAUUGAAGCAGUGUCAGGCAAGGACUGUCAAACCAAGCAUUCCUCCUCGCACCUGCUACCGAGACGACGACGACGACAACAUCUUCGUCUGCAGAGAACUUUGGCAAGAACAUCCAGUGCCAUUACACCACUGGCCCACUGCCACCGGUUGAACAGGAUUUAAGGGUGGUUUUGUGAUUGGAUGACUGGUGACUCUGCAAGUUUGUCACAUCCAUGAUGACUGGCUUGUGCAUCAUGGGAAGUCCCUCUUGAAACCACAACAUUCUCUGGUUGAUACAUUGAUUUAAGGAAGAACAUUGAGACAGUUGGACAUGCUCAGACAAGCUUUGUAAAUUGUCUUGCUAAGACCUAACAUAUGACUAGUCUUUUGUUUCCCCAAACUGUUAUUGUUCAGCUGUCAACUUGUCAGAAUUAAUGGUGUUUAAAAGUAGGCCUCAAACCAUACACCAACAGAAGUCUUGACUAUUACCUGUCAUCAGUCUGUGGAAUAUUACUCUACUGUUAUAUAGGGUGUUGCAAUGUUGUUUUCUACCAAUACAGCUUGGAGGGCAUAAGCUUGUCAGGAAAGUAUCUAGAGAUUCCGAACAAUUGUACAGUACACCAAUGUAUGUCUAGGUCUGCUAUGGGUUUGUUACCUUGUCACAAACUCGUCAAAUGCUAAUCAAUGGUGGUCUUUUUAAAUAUAUAUGUAGUGUUAUUAACAAUUCAA
This is a messenger RNA of Coregonus clupeaformis (lake whitefish), 2071 nucleotides long. RefSeq names its product ras-related protein Rab-5A. The record is from RefSeq and is a predicted model, not a curated record. The coding region runs from base 229 to 879 and encodes 216 amino acids. Gene Ontology annotation, molecular function: GTP binding; GTPase activity. NCBI's taxonomy places the organism in Eukaryota, Metazoa, Chordata, Actinopteri, Salmoniformes, Salmonidae. The transcript is spliced from 6 exons.